Molecule: messenger RNA, 3922 nt
Organism: Drosophila eugracilis
Lineage: Eukaryota; Metazoa; Arthropoda; Insecta; Diptera; Drosophilidae
Product: ubiquitin-protein ligase E3C
Exons: 8
Coding region: 271-3636 (1121 amino acids)
Biological process (GO): protein polyubiquitination; ubiquitin-dependent protein catabolic process
Molecular function (GO): protein binding; ubiquitin protein ligase activity
Source: RefSeq, a predicted model, not a curated record
GAUAACUUGUUAUCGAAAUAUACAAAGAAAUAUACAAAUCAUUGGCCGAAAUUUUACGCUUUGCACUUAAAAUUAGAGCGUGUUCGGAGUAUAAGUGCAUAAAAUUAUAGAUUCUUGGUCGAGGAGCAAAAGCAAUAAAGUCACCGCGGAAUCGCAGUAUUCCGUCCGCUGCUGCAGUCAGGUGAAGAAUGCGGAGGAGGGUCAACUGAACCAAAAAGCUGGUGGAUUCAGUCCGAUCCGGGCACUAAAACAACCCAAAAGCGCAGCGUCAUGUUCGGAUUUGAUGGGGAGUACCGCCGGAGGCCGGUGCAAAGUCUGGGUGGAGCCUCUCACACCUGCGACAGGGACACGGUGAUCAGGAAAGCGGCGCAAGAGCGUCAGAAGCGUAACGAGCUGCGCCAAAAGGAGAAUGGAGCGGUGCUGCUGCAGUCCUAUGCCCGUUCCUUCAUACACCGCCAGCGAAGAAAACGAGCAGAGCGGGAGGCCUUCGAUGGCUAUCUCUUGGCCCACAGGGAUUGCAUCGCGGAGAACGAGAGCCUGACAUUUCUCUUACGGCGUCUCAACUUCUUCUAUAGCAGCCGGGAGGCUAAGGACAGCGAGCGAUUGGUCGAGGUCUGCCAACAGAUCCUUCGCCAACCUGCUCGCCUGCUUCAGCAUUCCUCCAUAGAUUCUAUGUGGCUACUGAGGCUGUGCAAGCUGCUGGAUAUCUGUUUGCUUCAGCUAAGUCUGUCGCAUACGGCUCAGGCCAUUCCCCUGCGCAUGCUGGAGACUUUUACCACCGUUUCUUCAGUCCAGCGCUAUGUGGAGGAUGAGGCCCUGCUGUUUCAGUAUCUGGAGCGCGUCUUUGCGUUUUUGAUUGCCCGUAACUACUUUCUCCGCUUGAGAAGGCUGCUGGACGACAAAUGUCCGCCGUUGGAUGGUGAAACUUUGCAUGCGCCAAGUCCUUUGGCUGAGGCUUUGCUACAGCUGCUGCUACGCCCGCUAGCGGUGGCCAAAAGGGCUUCCACCGGUGGGCCGUUGUCUCCAAAGUCGCUGGCAGUUUGCCAAAACUUUAUCCGGGACAUAUUGGCCGCGCCGCACACGGAUCCUCUUCGGUACUUUGUGCUACCCUGCUUUGCGCUGAAUGCGGACUUUCCCUUCGACUUGUUAAUGCAGUCGCUUUUUGAAGCGUUAGAGAAGGAUGGGUCAGCCGAGUCGGAUAGCACAUCUAGCAGGCGCAGUUUUCUCUUCCACGGAGCUGAAUCGGGCCAAAAGCCUAAGCGUCUUGACUCGCUCUUCUCGUCGUAUUUACUGAAUUCCCUCCUGGUACUCGAUCGCAGACAGCUGACCACCUUACAGCAUAGCUCUUUGCUAGUGGUCUAUAUCCGCCUCAUCGCAGAAAUGAUGCCCAAUAUUCUGCAGCUACCCAAGUCCACACUUCGUGGUCAUGCCAAUGCCCCACAUCGUCACAGAAACAGCGAUGAUGAGUCAGAAGACUCUGAGGAGGAGGAGGAUUACCCAUCGGCUCGCGCUCUGGACUACGAUAUGGAGCAGACAUGCCGAAGCAGCGGAGAACUAAAUGUUAAAGAGCGCGACUGCUUGUUGGAGUCCAUAGCCAUAUUAAACGAAACAGAGAGAGUGGAUUUUAUUGUCCAGCAGUUGGAUCCGCACAUCGAGAACAGUCAGCUGAUCUAUGCGCUCUGCGAGAUCUGUCACAACCUGAUGAUCUACAACAAGCAUGCAGUCUUUGAGUACAAAUUACUCUAUACUUUGGCAUUUACUCCUAAGUUCAUACGCGCUGUGUGGUUUAAGCUGGCUGCAGAGUCCACUCAACUGGGUUUCUCUGCUCCAUUAACCCUGAUUUCGAAGGGUGUUGUGCCUAAACAACAAGGAGUGGAUCGCACUAUUCCACUCCUGGCCACUUUCUGUAUGCUUUUUGGACGGCUUUUGCCAACCCUACAUGAUGUUGAGUUUGUAGAGAACAAGCUUUUGCUGCAAGUGCAGACUACCAUUAACCACGUCCGACUCAUGCCCUUUUCUAUAGCGGAAAUUGUACAAAUGUCCAAGACGUUGAAGGACAUUAGCAUGGGUCUAGUGGAGCUGGCCUUCCCAGAAACCCGCAGCAAUUUGGCCAACUACCGUAGCGUCUUGGGUCACACGGAGGCUGAUGAUAAGAAGUUGCGGCAUCAAAAGCAAAUUUGGGCCAAUCUACUGAAUGUGGUCGUCUUUGUGUUGAACCAGAUUCAUACACGGGAUUUGCGUUUGGGCUUCUGCCCAGAGGCACAUUGGACCGUAACUCGUUUAGACUUGCCGCUGGAUAGGCCAACAGAUUUACCGCUGACCCACAGUAGUCGACUGCGGGGAAUCCGACCCUUCCAACCCAUUCGAGACUUCACACGAGAAGAUUUCGAGAACGGACCACCCAUGUCCACGAAGCAGAUCCGUUCCAUAACCAUUCUGCGGGAAAUCCCCUUCGUAGUGGCCUUUAACAAGCGGGUGAGCAUUUUGCAAGGUUUGGUUGCUGCCAACAAAAUGCGGGUGCAGGGAAAUCUUCAAGCGUUUCUCCAGGGCCCUUCAGUUAUGAUCACGGUGAGGCGGUCGCAUAUAUACGAAGAUGCAUACGACAAACUGCGCCCAGAAAAUGAACCUGAUCUUCGCCUAAAGUUUCGCAUACAGUUUAUUUCAACGCUAGGACUCGAUGAGGCAGGCAUUGAUGGCGGUGGAGUUUUCCGCGAGUUUUUGUCGGAGCUAAUAAAAACUUCCUUUGAUCCAAACCGUGGCUUCUUUAUGGUAACCACGGACAACAAGCUUUAUCCCAAUCCAAAUGUGGGCGAUCUCGUCGAAGACUACGAAAAGCAUUACUAUUUCAUUGGACGCAUCCUUGGCAAGUCCAUUUAUGAGAACCUGCUAGUGGAGCUUCCGUUGGCCGAGUUCUUCCUUACCAAGCUAGCAGGAAAGUACUCGGAUGUCGACAUUCAUCAGUUAGCCUCCUUGGAUCCGGAGUUGUAUCGCAAUCUGCUGUACUUGAAGGACUAUACAGGCGAUGUUAGUGAAUUGAAUUUGGACUUCACAGUGGCCAGCAGUUCCCUGGGUCAGACGCAGAUUGUGGAACUGAAGCCGCAGGGCCAGAGCAUUCCCGUGACCAACUCCAAUCGAAUAGAAUACCUACAGCUAAUUGCCGACUACAAGCUCAACGUCCAGAUUCGUCGUCACUGCAACGCCUUCCGCAAAGGUCUGUCCAACGUUUUGCCCAUCGAAUGGCUGUAUAUGUUCAGCAAUAAGGAGCUUCAAAUACUCAUUUCGGGUGCUGAGAUACCCAUCGACUUGGAGGAUCUAAAGAAACAUUGUAAAUAUGGCGGUGAGUUUACUCCGGAACACCCUUCGAUUGUGGCAUUCUGGGCGGCUCUGGAAGGUUUCGACGAUCUGCAGCGCAGGCAGCUGCUUAAAUUCGUUACUAGCUGCUCCAGGCCACCAUUGCUGGGCUUUAAGGAUCUGGACCCACCAUUCUUUAUCCAAAAUGCUGGGGACAUGGAACGCCUGCCCACGGCCAGCACUUGCACCAAUUUGCUGAAGCUUCCGCCCUUCAACACUGUGGAACAAAUGCGUGAAAAACUGCUUUAUGCCAUACAGUCCGGUGCUGGCUUUGAACUAAGUUAAACUGUCACUUUUAGGGAAUCCCUUAAACAUAUCCAAUAAUCACAGCCCCAGAGACAAAAAACAAAAUCCCAUGCAAUUUCCCACCUGGCAGAGUGAAAGUAUGGCAGGACUGCUGGUCGAGAAGCAGACGGACUAUUCCACUUUAUUAACAACCAAUGUACAUUUUGAUUACCGCAAUUGCUUAGUGUAAAGUAUGAAGCUUAUGAGGUCUGUUUAUCCAAGUUUUUCUUUGUAUUACGUUUAAGUUUGUUUAUCGUAUGACAAAAUAUAAAUGUAAAUCAAGUGA